Haliotis rubra (blacklip abalone) is the source of this 489-nucleotide messenger RNA. RefSeq names its product zinc finger CCCH domain-containing protein 13-like. Bases 1 to 489 code for a protein of 162 amino acids. The record is from RefSeq and is a predicted model, not a curated record. The transcript has 2 exons. Lineage: Eukaryota; Metazoa; Mollusca; Gastropoda; Lepetellida; Haliotidae.
AUGCAUGGAGGAUCAGACAGCACGGAACAGGAAAGGAUCAGAACCCCACACAAGGAAGGAAUGGAGGAAGAGACAAGGAAGGAUCAGACACAGAAGGUGGAAAAAGGAUCCCGGAAUAGUGGAAGGAAGGACCGGACAGGAACGAUAGUGGAGGAAAGGACUGUGAAGAGACAAAUAGUGGAUCAGGAGGAAAACAGAAGACAAAGACAGGAAGAAGGAGGAAGGAAACGUAACCCAGGAAGGAUCAGAUCCCGGAAACGAGAAAGACAAAGGAUCAGACAAAGAAGACACACAGACAGUGGAAGACACAGCCCCACAAGGAGGCUGAUCAGGAAGAAGACAUGGAAGGACAAACCCAGGACAAGGCACAUGGAUCAGACACAAUCAACAGGCAUGAAGGAUCAGGACAAAGAGCCCCAGCCCCACAAGGAACACAAGGAAAAGGAUCAGGACAAGGAAGAAGAAGGAAAUGGAUCAGACAAGAAAUAA